AUGUAUUAAACUGGAUAGUAGUUGAAUGUUGUAAGCUAUCCAAAAUUUAAGACUUUUAUACGAUAUCUUGCUUAUGGGGGUUUAUAAGCCUUAAGUGAUGAAUAAUAUUAUGAUAGAAACUAGUUAUAAGAAGAUGGAUGUAAUAGCUGCAAUUUUAAUUUUAGGUGUAAUGUAAUUUUAUUAAAAUGGUAAUAGAGAGUGGAAAAUAUGGGAGAAUGGGAUCUUAAUAUCAAUAGAUGCACUGAGAUAUGAAAAGACUAACUACUUUUACGUAAGCAGAAUGU
Messenger RNA from Paramecium sonneborni, 284 nucleotides. Lineage: Eukaryota; Ciliophora; Oligohymenophorea; Peniculida; Parameciidae. The record is from the annotation of a GenBank genome assembly.